Messenger RNA from Dothidotthia symphoricarpi CBS 119687, 272 nucleotides. RefSeq lists its product as uncharacterized. The transcript is spliced from 2 exons. Lineage: Eukaryota; Fungi; Ascomycota; Dothideomycetes; Pleosporales; Dothidotthiaceae. Bases 84 to 272 code for a protein of 62 amino acids. The record is from RefSeq and is a predicted model, not a curated record.
CCCAAGCUCAACAAGUUGUUUGCUGGUACUUCCAUUUACCUCCCAACACCCACCUCCCACACAAACCCCCCACCAAAGCCACAAUGGUCGAAUGCCCCGAAUGCGGCGCCGGCGCCGAUCUAACCAAAGACGGAAGCUACGCACACUGCGCGUCUUGUAAUACUGUUUUCGAGCCGGGGAAGGAGGGGAGCGGGUAUAAGGGGAGUGGGAGUGGGUCGGGGGAUAAGGAGGAGGUGAAGAAGGAGGGUGGGGAGAAGAAGGGGGAGAAAUGA